UCUAAAGGUUCUCUGCUCCUACGAACAGCUCUCGGUGGGAAACUUCAGUUCUGUCCUCGUGCUGAUAAAAUAAAACACUCGCUGUAAAUAACCGGUUUAAUCCUGUUAAACUGUAGGUUAAAAUAACCGAUAUUAUCUUCACGAAAACCACGUGACCAAACGGACUAAAGAAUAAACACAUGGUUCUGUUCGGCUGAAUAACAAAAUGGACCAAGAAUCCUGGCUGAGCUGUGAGAAGACUGCUGUCCUGCAGGGUGGGUUUCUGCUGGCUAAUCAGUUGUGCCAGCCAGCACCUCUCUCUGCUUUGAGAAAAGAGGACUGGGAGCGAGUUGGGCGGCCAGUAGUUCAAGCAGUCACCGAGAUAUGUGGACAGCGGUGUGGAGGCAACCAGGACCAGCUUAACUGGAGAAAAAGGAUUCUCUGUAUAGUAUGGAGCAAGAUCUUGGAGAUGGAGACAGGAGAGGAUAUUGAUGUCCAGUGGAAGGAAAAUCCACUGUUUUCUGUUCAAAGCAGCCUACCUGAUAUAAACCAUGUGGUUAUGUUUGAGUUGGUGAAAUCAGUGGGUUUCUACAGCAUUUAUGUUGAAUUGCUCCAGUGCUUUCAAGAAGCUGAGCAGUGGAGAGAGCUGGAGAGGUUAGCGAAACAUGUCUCAAGUGAUUGCAAAGAGGAGGAUGUGAAGUUCUUGCUGGAGGUGUGGUGGGAGAUGAUGAAGGGACGGAGGGAAUCGCUGGAUAAUCUGGACCAAAUCUUUAGUGCCCAGUGCAUACGAUUUGGACAGAUCACCUCAGACUGCUCAUCUCAGGCUUCAAAGCGAUUUAAACCAGACCCAGAAGCUGCUGUACCCAACAUGUGCAUAUUUUCUCUUUUGUUUGAGACACUGAACAGCAUAAAAGAGUGUAUAACCUCUCCUGGACUGUGUUAUUUUGGUCUCUCCAACUGCCUAGACAUGCUGUAUACUUCCUUCAUGUUAGAUCAUGCAGUGGAACUCCCAGUUGAAGUUAAACUGCAAAACAUUGCUCGCCCAGUAAGCCAGCGAAGGAAGAAUUCUGUCUUGGAGGGAGCUGAACUUGCUCAGGCCAUAUUUGAAGCCCAGAGAGAUCUUGCGGCCACACUAACUCCAGCUCAGAGCAAGCCGUGCGGAAUGACCUUUGCACAAGCCAUGGAGACGCUACUUGGAAUAAUAUGCUCAUGGGAAGCAAAGGCAUUGCUGACAAUGUCCAACCAACCAAGUGAACCAAGUGUCCUCGCAUUCCGUCUCAAAGACAGUCUGCAAAGAGUCCUGGAGGCUUUAGAGCGGAUGAAAUCUGAAAAUCUAGAUGAAAAUGGACAGGCCUUGAUUAAUUUGAAAAAGGCUUUGACUGAUUUGCUAGCUUCCUCAUCUUUUAGCAUGUCUGAAAGCCCCUCAACUGAAAUAGCAAGUGUUGCUACAGCCAUUCUUGACUGUAAUCUGCAGGGUUUCCAGGACCUUCCUAAACUCUAUGCCUCCAAACUAAGCCAAGCCAUCAGUGAGACAGAGUGGUUGAACUGUCUCGAACGAAACAAAAGUGCAUUCCAGCAAAAAGACCUGGUUAUGACCCUGGUUUCUACUCUUAUAGCCAAAAGCCAGGGUGAUACUGACGUAAAUCAGUCUAAAAAACUGAAAAACAUUAUUAUGGACAUUUUCUCCCAGCUUCUGUUGCCUGACAAGAAUGCAGCACUUUCUGAAAUCCUUAAAUUGUCCAAGAAAGGCUUACAUGGAUUUCUUCCGAGCUCUGUUACAGCAGGCUACGAUGGGGAACUCAACCUAGCCUUCAACAGCAUCAUUCAGGGUGGAGCUCAGGCGAAAAGCAGCCUGAGCUCGGCAGUCUCAGCCGUAGCUCGUGUUGCCUUCCAGAACCCUGAGGCUGCUUUGGGCCGAUGUUGCCACAUGGCUGUGGUGAACCUUGGGGCUCAUACUUUUCUUGCACAGAUUCUCCAACAGCUGCCAGGCCUCAGGAGCUCUCAGGAGCAGAAUUUGUUAUGCAGGUGCCUGCAGACCAGUGUGUGGAACAAGUUCUCUUCAGCUCAGGAGGAAGAGCAGUUUCUUCACUUCCUGUCUGCUUUGAUGGAGCCCACUAUUGUUGAGAAAACAGAAGAAAAGGUGGAAAAGCUCUGCUUCCUCCUGCCAGAGGAGGCUGUCCAUGCGUUUGUCCUGCCUUUCUUCUCUUCUUUGACCACCGGGUCAUCCAGCCUUGAGUUGUGCCUUCGGGUUCUCCAGUGUGCCUUGACUCAUAUACCAUCAGGCGAUGCUACAACAUCUUGGAUAAUGAACUGCUCCCCAUUUCCUCUUCUGUACAGUCUCGCUCAGCUCCUCAACAACUGCAGUAGGUGCUGGGAGCAGUCACUAGAGGGCGACACGGUGUUAUCUAUUGAGUCCAAAGAACUGUUGAUCUCUAUUCUGACCAUGCUUGGAAAAGCAGUUGGCAAGGAAGUAGAACUCGAUCCUGGUACCUGGUCCAGAGCUGUCUCUUGGCUGUAUGGGAAAGUGGAAGCCCUUGACUGGACUGUUCGCUUUUACCUGAAGGAAGUGUGGGGGCAGCAUUUUAAAUACGAGGUGCCAAGCUCGCUCAUGGCCGUGUGUGAUCUUCCAGAGCAGGAAUGGUCUGGCUUGCUGUUGCCACACUAUGGACAAGGCACUGGCCUAUUAGCUUGGGUGGAAUGUUGUUGUGUCUCAGAUCAUGUUCAGGCAACAAUGCUGGACUCCUUGUGUCUAAAUCUUCUCAACCCAGAGGAAGUCAACAUGUUCAGCAAAGGCCUGAUGGUAGCAGUGAUCCAGACCCUUCCUUGGUGCACCAUCGAAGAAUGGGAGCGGAUGGUGAAGGUGUUGUGUGAGCUUUUGCAUUCAGACAAGCUUCACGUCCCAUACUCCCUGGAAUAUGUAGACUUCCUGCCAUUACUUGACCUUCGUUCUUUCGCUAGUGACUUGCGUCUGUCUGUGUUCUUACUACGCUUAUUCCAGCUACUCUGCGGAUCAAGCUGUGCUGACUGGCUGCCUCCUCAAGGCUGGGCACACGUAAGCCGACUCUAUGCUUCUGCCAUGAGGCGUGUCAUUAACUCUGCUAAGAGUAAAGUACCCAUCCCAUCUACAGCAACCUCCUUUAAAACCCCUGAGACCAGCAAUGAAGUUCUGAGCCAGGAGGUUCUAUUCGUUCUGGCCCAACUGUUCUGUCAUGUCCUGCACGUACAAGUAAUGAUACCUGGCCAGGCAGAGCCUCUGUUUCUCUGUGCACUGGAGAUUCUAUCCAGCUAUGAGGCAGUUCUGACUGCAUAUCCUAAGAUUAGCCCUGCCGUACAAAGAGCUAAUACACGCCACUUUCUCACCACCAUUGCAGACAAUGUGCAGUGUGCAGACUCGAGAGCUGUUCUACACCAGAAAAUUGCUCAGCUGUGAGUCUAAACUAAGACUAUUGAUGCAAAUGAAUUUCAGGGUAUGUGGGUGAUCAGCACUAUAUUAGCACUGUCUUGUCUUUUGUUCACCAUAAAAUAAAGUUUUAUGGUUCACACAGCAUAA
Messenger RNA from Astyanax mexicanus (Mexican tetra), 3529 nucleotides. RefSeq names its product gem (nuclear organelle) associated protein 4 (gene gemin4). Lineage: Eukaryota; Metazoa; Chordata; Actinopteri; Characiformes; Acestrorhamphidae. Bases 206 to 3409 code for a protein of 1067 amino acids. The record is from RefSeq and is a predicted model, not a curated record. Gene Ontology annotation, biological process: spliceosomal snRNP assembly; rRNA processing. The transcript is spliced from 2 exons. Gene Ontology annotation, cellular component: SMN complex.